AAGGCCUAAAAAAAUUAAAGAAGACAAGUAUCUGUGGUGUCCGUUAAUCCGUUAUAGCAUCUACCAUCAUCACCUCCAUGUCCUCCUCAAAAACCUUUGCUUCUCUUCAAUGAACUUGAUCUCUCUCUGUGUCUCGACAAACAAGAAUGGCAGACAAUGGUAGACACUUCACUGACAUCUCUCCACUCUACCAAUGUCCCUUCUACUCCCUCCCUCUCCUUUCUCGUCUCUCUCUGCAUCUUCAUCAUCUCUCUCUUUCCGACAAUCUUCCCCUACACAUCGCCAUCUUGUCUCCUUUGGCCCCAAUUACAUAACCCUUUUCAGUACAAACUCCAAACCCAAGGGAAUAUUGAGGGUGAGUAGUUCCACAAAUGAGCCAUUGAAGGUGAUGAUAUCAGGUGCACCGGCAUAUGGCAAAGGCUCUCAGUGUGAACUAAUUUUUGGAUCGGUACACAUCUCAACUGGAGAUCUUCUAAGAGCUGAAGUAUCUGCGGGGACAGAAAUUGGCAAUAAAGCAAAAGAAUUUAUGAAUGCUGCUCGUCUGGUUCCUGAUGAAAUUGUGACAGCUAUGCUGACAUCGCUAUUAUCAUAUGAUGAUGCAAAGGAAACAUGGUGGCUUCAAGAUGGCUAUCCGCAUGGUUCUGCCCAAGCAGAAAGUCUUGAGAAAUUGAAUGUAAAGGCACGUCUCGAAAUAUACAAGAAAAAUGCUGAAUCAAUCUUAUCCACAUACUCAAACAUUAUGGUCAAGAUUGAUGGAAACCACCAAAAAGAAGUAGUCUUCCAAGAAAUAGGUUCUUUUCUGUCUCAAGUGCAGAAAGAUAAAGCAAAAUUGGUCAAACCUGGCAAGUGUUUUCAAGUUCUGAAGUUCUUAUACAAGUUUGCUCAAGGUUUAUAUCUUUGAUAUAUGAUCAAUAUAAUUAUCUUCUUUGCUGGCUGUCCCAAACUACUCUAGAAGUGAAAAUAUUCACAGAAAUUGUUUUGAUCUUUUUGAUGGAUGCUUUGUUUUAUCUUGUGUGAAACGUUAGUGGUUGGAAACAUUAAGAUAGAUUAAUUCUUUUUGCAAUCAAAAAUCUUUUAUUUUAAUUUAUGAA
This is a messenger RNA of Populus nigra (black poplar), 1091 nucleotides long. RefSeq names its product adenylate kinase 5, chloroplastic-like. Lineage: Eukaryota; Viridiplantae; Streptophyta; Magnoliopsida; Malpighiales; Salicaceae. Gene Ontology annotation, cellular component: cytoplasm. The coding region runs from base 194 to 901 and encodes 235 amino acids. Gene Ontology annotation, biological process: nucleoside triphosphate biosynthetic process. Gene Ontology annotation, molecular function: AMP kinase activity; ATP binding; nucleoside diphosphate kinase activity. The transcript is spliced from 6 exons. The record is from RefSeq and is a predicted model, not a curated record.